AUGGCAGAACGCUUGGAGCAGGAUAGUGAUGUUAAGCCGCUACAUUAUUCUGAUCUUUAUCUGGAUGGACAUUAUUAUAUGCUGUUUGCAGAAAAUUCUAAGAUCUGUCUGAACUCGGAAAGCUUUUGUGACGCAGACCAAUGCCGCGUGUUGGAGUUUACUCCUGAAAAAGCAUUUGACGGUAAACGUCUCAUAAACCACGUCAUUCGCAUCGUUGAAGUUCUGACAAUGAGUUUUUGUGACAACAUGUGUUAUAUGGAACCUGACUGUGUCAGCAUUAAUGUUCAUAAACAAGUGAGUGGUCAUGGAGGCUACAAAUGUGAACUGAAUAAUGUUACUCACGAAAGACACGAACACGACCUGGAGAAGAAAGACGAUUAUUUUUAUCAUGCAGCUGAGAGCGCUUGUGUCGAUAACCCUUGCGAUAACAAUUCUACUUGUCAAAGCGGUUUUACUGACAAAGGAUAUCGCUGUUUGUGUACCACUGGAUUCAAAGGUCCAAGGUGUAAGAAAGAUAUAAACGAGUGCGCUGACGGAACAUCCAAGUGCAGUGCUGAUGCUAUGUGCAACAAUACCGAGGGAUCGUAUCGCUGCAAAUGCAAACCAGGAUUUAACGGGGAUGGACGGACUUGCAAUGAUAUCGACGAGUGUUCUACAGGAACAACGAGCUGCAGUGCUGAUGCUGUGUGCAACAAUACUAUGGGAUCGUACAACUGUACAUGCAAAGAAGGAUACUAUGGAGAUGGAAAUAUGUGCCGUUUGGCUUUAACGUGUAAGGAAAUUUUCGACCGGAAUGUAUCGAUCAAGAGCGGUGAGGUUACCCUGCACUCAGACUCAAAGCCAAUUUCUGUUUUCUGUCACAUGGGAGACUUUGGAUGUGGAGAUGGAGGAUGGACGCCGAUCAUGAAGAUUAAUGGCAAUAAGAGUACAUUUCAUUACAAUUCCCAGUUCUGGAGCAACAGAAGUGCUUACAACCUUCCAGGAGGCAAGACUGGCUUUGACUUACAAGAGACAAAGUUACCGACCUACUGGAACACACCCUUCUCCAAGAUCUGCCUCGGUAUGAAGAUUGAUCAUCAGCUCAGGUUCAUUGUCAUCCACAGGCACGCCAACUCACUGUUCUCACUGAUCGCUGAUGGGAAAUACCGUGCCACCUCACUGGGUCGUAACACGUGGAAGUCGCUGGUUGGUCCACGGGCUUCCUUGCAGCUCAACUGCAGUAAGGAAGGAUUCAAUGCAGUGGGAAGCAACCCUCGUUAUUCCAAAGCAAGAAUCGGCAUCAUUGCUAACCAGCAGAAUGACUGUUCCUCCUGUAACUCACGAAUUGGUUUUGGCACAGGAGGUCGAUAUGAUGAUUCCAACACGUGUGGAAAUCAGGCAACGCACUCGCCAGAUAAUGGAAAGAAGCACAUCAAAGCCAUGGGUUACAUCCUAGUACAGUGACAGGAAACCCAGCCCAACUUCCCAAAUUUUAAGCCGAGAGGCCAUCAUG
Molecule: messenger RNA, 1492 nt
Organism: Pocillopora verrucosa
Lineage: Eukaryota; Metazoa; Cnidaria; Anthozoa; Scleractinia; Pocilloporidae
Source: RefSeq, a predicted model, not a curated record